Leptonychotes weddellii (Weddell seal) is the source of this 1235-nucleotide messenger RNA. Lineage: Eukaryota; Metazoa; Chordata; Mammalia; Carnivora; Phocidae. The record is from RefSeq and is a predicted model, not a curated record.
AUGGUGUGUCAGGGCUACGAAGUCAAUGAUUUAUUGAGCUCUUCCUCUUUGGUGCCCAGCAUCGUGUACCGCGCGGCCGUGCACCUCCGGGACCGCUCCCUCGCCUGCCGCCUCCGUCUGCGCGUGGGCCAGGCCUCCAUGACUGCCAGCCCCCCAGGGUCCCUCAGGAUCUCCGACUGGGUCAUUUUGAACUGCUCCUUCAGCCGCCCUGACCUGCCAGCCUCUGUGCACUGGUUCCGGGGCAGAGUCCCUGUUCACGAGUCCCCCCAUCACCACAUAGCUGGAAGCUUCCUCUUCCUGCCCCAAGUCAGCCCCUCAGACUCUGGGCCCUGGGGCUGCAUUCUCACCUACAGAGAUGGCUUCAAUGUCUCCCUCACGUACAACCUCACCGUUCUGGGUCUGGAGCCCUCAGUGCCUCUGAUGGUGUAUGCUGGAGCAGGUUCCAGGGUGGACCUACCUUGCCGCCUGCCCCCCGGUGUGGGGACCCAGUCUUCUCUCACUGCCAAGUGGACCCCUCCUGGGGGAGGCCCUGACCUUCUGGUGGCUGGAGACCAUGGCAACUUUACCCUCCAACUGGAGGCUGUGAGCCAGGCCCAGGCUGGGGCCUACACUUGCCACAUCCAUCUGCAGGGAGAGCAGCUCAGCGCCAUGGUCACUCUGGCAGUCAUCACAGUGACUCCCAAAUCCUCUGGGUUACCCGGCAAGCUGAGAAAACUGCUUUGUGAGGUGACCCCGGCGUCGGGACGAGAGCAUUUUGUGUGGAGCCCCCUGGAUAAGCAGUCUUGGAGAGGUUCCCCGGGACCCCGGCUGGAGAUGCAGGAGGCCAGACUCCUCUCUCAGCCCUGGCAGUGCCAUGUGUACCAGGGAGAGAGGCUUCUCGGGACAGCAGUGUACCUCACUGAGCCGGCUGGCCCAGGUGCCCAGAGCUCUGGGAGGGCCCCAGGUGCCCUGAAAACAGGCCAUCUCCCUCUCUUUUCCAUCCUUGGUAUCCUCUUUCUGCUCCUUUUGAUGACUGGAGCCUUUGGUUUUCACCUUUGGAGAAGACAGUGGCGUCCAAGAAGAUUCUCUGCCUUGGAGCAUGGGACUCACCCACCUCAGGCUCAGAGCAAGAUAGCGGAGCCGGAGCCGGAGCCGGAGCCGGAACCGGAGCCGGAGCCGGAGAAGCUCUGACCUGGAGCUCAGGCAGCCCGCAGAUCUCCACAACUCAGUCCAAAUAAACUCCCUGUCAGCAGCAA